Pieris macdunnoughi is the source of this 648-nucleotide messenger RNA. Lineage: Eukaryota; Metazoa; Arthropoda; Insecta; Lepidoptera; Pieridae. The record is from the annotation of a GenBank genome assembly.
AUGGCUAAGGUGCAUAUUACCAAUGUUGUAGUACUUGACAAUCCUAGUCCUUUCUUAAACCCUUUCCAAUUCGAACUAACAUUCGAAUGCAUAGAAGAGCUAAAGGAAGACUUAGAAUGGAAGAUGAUAUACGUCGGAUCAGCUGAAACAGAGGAGCACGAUCAAGUUUUAGACACAAUUUACGUUGGUCCCAUACCAGAAGGGCGCCACAUGUUUGUCUUCCAAGCACCACCACCAGACGUUAACCGAAUUCCAGAAAACGACGCGUUAGGCGUAACAGUUGUACUUUUAACAUGUUCAUAUAGAGGCCAGGAAUUUGUGCGCGUCGGUUAUUUUAUUAAUAAUGAAUACAGUGAAUCAGAACCCGAAUUACGUGAAAAUCCUCCAGCAAAACCGCAAUUCGACAAAGUAUUAAGAAAUAUUCUAGCUUCAGAACCGAGAGUGACACGAUUUAAGAUCAAUUGGGCAGAACCAGAUGCAGUACCAACAGAUUCUGGUGAUGGAAACAUAGAAUCAACUCAUGCACCUAGCAAUGAUUCAUAUGGGGCAUCUUUCAAUGCAGAUAGUCAAAUAAGUGGUAUAGAAUUUCAAGGAAGCCUUAGUGGAUAUGGUGAUAACUCAAAUUCUAUUGCUCCUAUGGAGUGCUGA